Monoraphidium neglectum is the source of this 702-nucleotide messenger RNA. RefSeq names its product AP-2 complex subunit mu. The record is from RefSeq and is a predicted model, not a curated record. Bases 1 to 702 code for a protein of 233 amino acids. NCBI's taxonomy places the organism in Eukaryota, Viridiplantae, Chlorophyta, Chlorophyceae, Sphaeropleales, Selenastraceae. Gene Ontology annotation, cellular component: clathrin adaptor complex; cytoplasmic vesicle. The transcript has 7 exons. Gene Ontology annotation, biological process: intracellular protein transport; endocytosis.
AUGUCAGCGCGCCAGGCGCAGAGCGCGACGCUGGCGGUGACGGGUGCGGUGUCGUGGCGGCGGGAGGGGCUGCGGUACAAGACCAACGAGGUGUUUUUGGACGUGGUGGAGGAUGUCAACCUGUUGGUGGGGGCCACGGGCAACGUGCUGCGGUGCGACGUGGUGGGGCGCAUCCUGAUGAAGUGCCACCUCAGCGACAUGCCGGAGCUGCGGCUGGGGCUCAGUGACACUCCUGAGGACGUCACCUUCCACCAGUGCGUCAACCUGGGGACGUAUGAGGCGCAGCAGGUGGUGACCUUCAUCCCGCCAGACGGCGAGUUUGAGCUCAUGAAGUACCGCAGCGCAGACGGCAUCAGUGUCCCAUUCAAGGUCAUGCCGGUCAUCAAGGAGCUGGGCCGCACCCGCAUGGAGGCCAACGUGACAGUCAAGUCCCUCUUCGGCCCCAAGAUGUUUGCGCUGUCCGUGGUGGUGCUGGUGCCCGUGCCGGACAACACCGCGAAAGCCAUUAUACGCGUGACCACGGGCAAAGCCAAGUACGACGCCACAAAGAGGGCCAUCGUGUGGAAGGUGCGGCGGUUUGCCGGCGGCACUGAGCACGGUCUGCGGGCCGAGGUGGUGCUGGUGUCCACUACCAAGGAGGCCAAGCCCUGGGUGCGGCCCCCCAUCAGCAUGUCUUUCCAGCUAUCCCAGAUCUCUUGCUGA